GUGCUUGAUGGUGCUCCAGUUGACGGACCAGUUGUGCUUGAUGGUGCUACAGUUGAUGGACCAGCUGUGCUUGAUGGUGCUCCAGUUGAUUGACCAGCUGUGCUUGUUGGAGCUUCAGUCGCUGGAGUCACCGAUGGAUUUCCAGUAGUAGGGCCAGGUGUGCUUGUUGGGGCUUCUGUUGUACGCACAGUUGUCUUAGUUGUUUCAUGACAAGGUGUAACUCGGGUAGGUUUUGCACUUGUUUGUCCUCCAGUUGUCGGACCAGCAGUACUUGUCGAUGCUCCAGUUGUUUGACCAGCAGUGCUUGAUGGUGCUCCAGUUGUCGGACCAGAAGUGCUUGUUGGUGCUCCAGUUGUCGGUCCAGCCGGGUAUGUCGGUGGUGCUCCAGUUGUCGGACCAGAAGUGCUUGAUGGUGCUCCAGUUGACGGACCAGCUGUGCUUGAUGGUGCUCCAGUUGACGGACCAGCCGUGCUUGUUGUAGCAUCAGAACCUGGAGUCACAGAUGGGUUUCCAGUAGCAGGGCUAGCUGAGCUUGAUGGUGCUCCAGUUGUCGAACCAGCAGUGCUUGAUGGUGCUCCAGUUGUCGGACCAGCCGUGCUUGAUG
This is a messenger RNA of Meloidogyne enterolobii, 604 nucleotides long. The record is from the annotation of a GenBank genome assembly. Lineage: Eukaryota; Metazoa; Nematoda; Chromadorea; Rhabditida; Meloidogynidae.